GGAGGAUAUGAAAGUAGGUUGGAAAUAAUUAAAUAUUGUGAUCUUGAUAUGAACGACUUGCCUUUUUGAGUUCCAUCUUUAUGAUCAGUAAGAUAUGUUGAUUAUUCUAUUGCUACUCAUUUUGUCAAAUGAAUUACAGCCACAUGUUGAGGAUGUGUUUUUCAUGUGCAACUGUAAGGUUAUUGUUAUAUUCAUUGCUGUCUAUAAAGAACUAUAAAGUGUAAUAAGAACCAGAACACAACUGUUGGGCUGUAGCUAGUAAUAGCUUUGGGCUGACCAGUUGUCCACUGGUAAUCCGGUCCUGAUUCUUAGCGGACGUUCCAACUAAUGACAAACGCUCCAUUUGAAAAGUGCACAGUGGCUUGAUUAGUAAUGUCAAUCAUUAGAAAUGAUUGUCUUGUCAAAUCUUUGCUGGUUUUCUAGAAAUGUGUUUGUUGUCAUAGACUGUCUGAAGGUUAAAUUUAGGAUCAGGGGUUUACCAGGCAGUGGGAGUGAACCAAUAUAGGCCUGUUUCAGUACAGUAUGACUGUGAAUGCACAGUAGCAGUUUGCCCUAAAGGCUUCUAGUGUGGUCCCUUUGCUGGAUUUAUUCUUAUUCACCUGAGGGUCCAUUAGAGCAGGAAAGGGACUUUCUAUUGAUUUGUUGGAUAAGUGACUCAUACACAUCUCACCAAAGAUGCUGUAGCAGUUAAUUUUAACAAGCAGCACAACUUGACCUCAGCCCUGGAGAUUUAGGGUUCAUGACAAAGUGCCUGAUGUUUUCUGGUGAUUUGUAGAAAGACUUCAUUCCUGUUUUCUUUAAUGAGGCCUAGGAAACGAUUUGUUGUUCUCACAUUGUAGUAAUUGCUUUCAUGUUACUUUGCUGGGUUAUAUAAAAACUGCCUUUUUUAUGUACACGGAUCCUUCAACUUUGUGUAGUUUGACACUGUGCAUUUUGGAGCAUAUAUGAGCAUCAAUACUAUAAUUUACAACAUGUGUCUCUAAACCGUCAGGAGAAUGAAUAAAGGGUGCUGUAGGUACCUGAUCUUGAUAGGAUGGGUAGAUUCUACAUGGACCGUUGAUAACCUGCAGCCACUCACUGAGCUGCUGUGCUUGACUGGACAUUAUCUUAACUCAGCGAAUGCAGCUGAGCCUCCACUAUAGCAAGGAGUUGUGGCAACAGUUAACCAAACCACCUAAUGUCAUGUUGGGCCAGAAGUCACCGGAGAUGUUGUUGGAAAGUUUUUAAAAAUACAGCUGUAUCUAAAACUGCAGUCGCUUAAAAUAUUCGCUACGUAAGGAAGUGACAUCAGCUCAGUGAAAUCAACCAUGUUUUUGACUUGAGUCUGAACAGAGCAUCUAUAAACUGCAUGGAAUCAAAAAUCUGCACCUUGUUUGUUGGGGUCAAAGCUUAACUGUGUGACUGAGCUGAGAGACAGAAGAAUAUGCCUCCCAGGCCGUCGUCAGGGGAGCUAUGGGGCAUCCACUUGAUGCCCCCCAGGAUCCUGGUGGACUGUCUGCUGCCCAACGGGAUGAUCCUCACCCUGGAGUGUCUUCGUGAAGCCACUCUCAUCACCAUCAAACAUGAACUAUUCAAGGAGGCCCGGAAAUAUCCCCUCCAUCACCUUUUACAGGAGGAGACGUCUUACAUCUUUGUCAGUGUGACACAGGAAGCAGAACGUGAGGAGUUCUAUGAUGAGACCCGGAGGUUGUGCGACCUGCGCCUCUUUCAGCCUUUCCUCAAGGUUAUUGAACCUGUUGGCAACAGAGAGGAAAAGAUUCUCAAUAGAGAAAUUGGUUUUGCCAUCGGGAUGCCUGUGUGUGAGUUUGACCUUGUGAAGGACCCCGAGGUUCAAGACUUCAGGAGGAACAUCCUGAAUGUUUGCAAAGAUUCUGUGGAGCUGAGAGACGCAAGCGGACCCCAUAGCCGAGCGCUGUACGUUUACCCACCCAAUGUAGAAUCCACACAGGAACUCCCCAAACACAUCUACAACAAACUGGACAAAGGUCAGAUUAUUGUUGUGAUUUGGGUGAUUGUUUCUCCAAACAAUGACAAGCAAAAGUAUACGUUGAAGAUCAACCACGACUGUGUGCCUGAACAGGUGAUUGCAGAAGCCAUUCGUAAGAAGACACGCAGCAUGCUGCUCUCUCCGGAGCAGCUAAAGAUGUGUGUUCAGGAAUACCAGAGUAAAUACAUCCUUAAAGUCUGCGGCUGUGAUGAGUACCUGCUGGAAAAGUACCCCAUUAGCCAAUAUAAGUAUAUCCGUAGUUGUAUGAUGCUGGGGAGGCUGCCUAACCUGAUGCUAAUGGCUAAAGACAGCCUGUACACCCAGCUGCCCACAGACAACUUUGUCAUGCCGUCUUACUCCCGACGAAUCUCUACGGCGACGUCCUAUAUGAACGGAGAGGCAGCUGCCAAGUCGCUGUGGACCAUCAACGGAACUCUGAGAAUACGAAUCCUUUGUGCCACCUAUGUUAACGUCAACAUACGGGACAUAGACAAGAUUUAUGUGAGGACAGGCAUUUACCAUGGAGGUGAGCAGAUGUGUGACAAUGUGAACACACAGAGAGUACCCUGCUCUAACCCCAGGUGGAAUGAGUGGCUGACCUACGACAUGUACAUCCCAGACAUCCCCCGUGCUGCUAGACUGUGCCUCUCCAUCUGCUCAGUAAAGGGCAGGAAGGGAGCCAAGGAGGAGCAUUGUCCACUCGCUUGGGGAAAUGUCAACUUGUUUGACUAUACUCACACUCUUGUUGCCAACAAAAUGGCUCUUAACCUGUGGCCUGUCCCUCAUGGCCUUGAAGACCUCCUCAACCCCAUAGGAGUCACAGGAUCCAAUCCCAACAAGGAAACUCCAUGUCUAGAGCUGGAGUUUGAUCACUUCAGCAGUCCAGUCAAAUACCCAGAUAUGAACGCUGUAGAGGAUCAUUCAAACUGGACCAUUUCAAGGGAAAUGGGCUUCAACUACAACCUCUCUGGACAGAGCAACCGUGUAGCCAGAGAUCACGCCCUGACAGAGAGCGACACUGAGCAGCUGAGACAACUAAGUAACAGAGACCCUCUGUCAGAAAUCACUGAGCAGGAGAAAGACUUUCUGUGGAGAUACAGGCACUACUGCAUGAACAUCCCUGAGAUCCUCCCCAAGAUACUUUUGGCUGUCAAAUGGAACUCCAGAGAUGAAGUAGCACAGAUGUACUGUUUGUUGAAGGAGUGGCCCUCCAUCCGCCCUGAGCAGGCCAUGGAGCUGCUGGACUGUAACUAUCCAGACCCCAUGGUCAGACACUUUGCUGUACGCUGCCUUGAAAAGUACCUGACUGAUGAUAAACUCUCCCAGUACCUCAUUCAGCUUGUACAGGUUUUAAAAUACGAGCAGUAUCUUGACAAUCCCCUGGCACGCUUCCUUCUCAAAAAAGCCCUGACCAAUCAGAGGAUUGGACACUUCUUCUUCUGGCAUCUUAAGUCAGAAAUGCACAAUAAAACUGUGAGCCAGAGGUUUGGGCUGCUGUUAGAGGCUUACUGCAGGGCCUGUGGCAUGUACCUCAAACACCUGAGCAGGCAGGUGGAAGCCAUGGAGAAGCUCAUCAACCUCACUGACAUUCUCAAACAGGAGAAGAAGGAUGAGACACAGAAGAUGCGGUUUCUUGUGGACCAGAUGAAGAGACCAGACUACAUGGAUGCUCUGCAGAACUUCACCUCUCCUCUCAACCCUGCCCACCAGCUGGGAAAUCUGAGGUUAGAUGAAUGCAGAAUCAUGUCAUCAGCGAAGAGGCCAUUGUGGCUGAACUGGGAGAAUCCUGACAUCAUGUCUGAAAUGCUUUUUCAGAACAAUGAGAUAAUCUUCAAAAAUGGAGAUGACCUGCGCCAAGAUAUGCUGACGUUGCAAAUCAUUAAAAUCAUGGAGAACAUCUGGCAGAAUCAAGGCCUGGAUCUACGGAUGCUUCCUUACGGCUGCCUGUCAUUAGGAGACUGUGUGGGUCUAAUUGAGGUUGUUCGCAGCUCCCACACAAUCAUGCAGAUUCAGUGUAAAGGAGGCUUGAAAGGCGCUCUGCAGUUUAAUUCAAAUGCUCUGCAUCAAUGGCUUAAGGACAAGAAUAAGGGCGAGAUGUACGACUCAGCUGUGGAUUUGUUCACACGGUCCUGUGCUGGCUACUGUGUAGCUACAUUCAUCCUUGGAAUAGGAGACAGGCACAACAGCAACAUCAUGGUUAAAGAUGAUGGACAGUUGUUUCAUAUAGAUUUUGGCCAUUUCCUGGAUCAUAAGAAGAAGAAAUUUGGCUACAAAAGAGAGCGAGUGCCCUUUGUACUGACACAAGACUUCCUGAUUGUCAUCAGCAAGGGAUCCCAGGAGUGUGCAAAGACCAAAGAGUUUGAGAGGUUCCAGGAGAUGUGUUAUAAAGCCUACCUGGCCAUCCGGCAGCAUGCUAACCUCUUCAUCAACCUCUUCUCCAUGAUGCUGGGUUCUGGCAUGCCGGAGCUGCAGUCCUUUGACGACAUUGCCUACAUCAGGAAGACUCUGGCCCUGGAGAAAAGCGAGCAGGAAGCGCUGGACUACUUCAUGAAGCAGAUGAACGAUGCUCACCACGGUGGAUGGACGACCAAGAUGGACUGGAUAUUCCACACGAUUAGACAGCAUGCACUGAACUGAUCUCCCACAGGCCACGCAGAUCCACCAGUCUGACCAUGGAGUAUUUAUUUCUGUUUGACCAAUGCAGCAUUACUCUCAAGGAUUUUCAUUGGACACUGUAAACUGUACUGACAGUGACAGGUUCUGCAUAAUCUUUUAGUUUUUUAACACCAGAACCCAAUCUUGUUAUUCAAAUAAGGGUCCUGUUCAUCUGCAGGAUCCUGGCAUCCUCCUCCUCCAUGUGUGGAUGUACUCGAGCAUUUCCUUCAUGUCCUGGUGAAGGUGUCCAACGUGACUGAUGCUUGUGUUCCUGGCUGCUAUUCCUCCUCUUUUUGUUUGCUCUUUUCUAUUCAAAGCAAACUAGGUGAGCAGAGACAUUUGACCUCUGACCCUGCUGCUCAUCAACGUUCAAAUCUGCCAAGCUAUAAAUGUAGCCACAGUCAGUCAGACUACUGCCCUUCUGCUGUAUGAUUGCUGCGUUGCGGCUCCACCCCUCAAAGGAAAGGAAUCUUUAAGAAUCCCAAACCACGGCUGAGGAUAAAGGGCACAAGGAAAGGGCUCCAAGUGUUUUGUUGCUGAAGUGGAAGCUUCUACGGUGACGGUAUUAUUGUGUGGAAGCUUGGCUCCUGAGCUGAUUUAGUUUUUGCUUUGGAACUGCAGAUGAGCCUCCUGGAUGUGGAACAGCUCUACAAUCUCCUGUUGCCUCAAUGCAACAGCUUUAACCCUUGGAAGAUUAGUUUAAUGAUGCAGCAGAUUCUUGAAGCCUCCGUCGAACAACAGCACUUAGACAAGUAAUAUACGGAUUUAUUACGGCUUUUGAAACUUAUUUGUGUAUCGUUAGCCCUGUUUUUUUGUUUGUUCAUUCACAUUCAAAACCCUAAAACAUUUUGUUAUUUGUGUAGGUGUAUUUGUGUUGGUCUGCCAUGAGCUCUGCUCCUUUUCCUUUUCUCUGUUUAGAGACUUCUCACAUUUGCUCUUUUCUGCCUCAGUCACUUUAAGAUAAACGGUUUAAUUUGCCUCGUUACUAGACCAAUUCACUUCAUUGUGGCUGGUUUAAAGCCCUGCUUGGAAUUUUAUAGAUUUGUUUGGGCUGCGGAUGCAAAAAUGAUAAGUGAAAGUGGCAGUGUAACUCUUCAUGAAUAACGGGACCUAUUUUAAGCCUGUGUCUGUCUGUUUGUUGGUGAGCAGAGACCCGAGGGACGUCACGUCUUCCUGUUGAUGAAAUACUUUGGCGUCACAGUGUACAGGCUCGACCUGAACAAGCUGGAGUGAGCAAAUCAAAGCAGCACAACCUUCGUUAAGAAGCAUGGCAGCUUUUAUGAAAUCCCUGGUGUAUUCAUCUUAUUCGUAUGUCCGCAUGUGCCCCUGUUGAAUGUCUGAUACAAGUAUUUGAACUUGUUUUUCACACACUGGUGGAUAAUUUUAUCCGGAUCUCUGAGCCCAUAACCUUGAGCCAUGCGUUUUGUUGCCACUAUUAAAGCCAUGCCUGCAUUUUUUUAUUUUUUUUUAAGAAGCUUACUUUUUUUCCCACCAUUGACUGGGUAGUUUGUAAAGUCGUAGUGACAGUCGUGAAACAAGAAGGUUUAGUUUUAGUUGAGAGGGAAAUUCUGAAUCAUGAGUGAAAAGACGUUCCAAUCUAAAGGUUAUUUGCAUAAUGGUUUGUUUUAAUCAUGCUUUAAAUUGGGUGAUUACAAUAAGAAGGAACAGUGAACAAAGGAAAACCAGAUUACAGCUGGAAAUACAUGUUGGUGUCUUCAGAGCAGCUUAAAGUCGACUUCGCUCUGGAGAUGAAUCACAUUAAAGUCCAGAGGUGCCGUCGUCCCGUACAGUGUGUCCUGCUGCUGAUGCCUCAGAGCCCGGAUACCUGCAAAUCAGUAGUAAAACUCAAACGGGUCAUUGAAAAAGAUGCUCACCAUCAGUCUGCUGUUGAUUGUACGGAGAAGCCAAAGUUCUGACCUGUUCUCACGUGGUGCAUGUGUACGGUGCUGUAUUACCAGAGCAUUAGUGGCAGGAAUGUAUUUGAUCGCUAGCAUGUGCACUCUGUUUUAUGUUUUCACAUCCUAUGUUCAUCCUGUCAGAUGCCACUAAAGGAACAGAGGGUGUUCUGGUUCUGCCGUGUAGCCAGUCCGGCUGGAUUUGGGCUUUUGUGUCAGUGGAAGACUCUAAAAAGGGAAAGAGCAAAAGUCUGGGGAUGCACUUAAAGAAGUGGGGUUCUCCAAGCUGAAGAGCGUUAGCCUAGCAUGUUCCCCAGCAGCGUAGCCCACCUUUGUACAGGUAGUCUAACUCCUUUUACUGUAGGCCUCGUGUUAUCGUUAUAAUCCAUUGCGUGUUUGUGUACAUGUUCAUUGGCAGGCCCCAAUGAAAGCCUCACUAACGGACGGGCGUCAUGACACUGACCUCUUGCGGUGUCUCUAAAUGUUUUUGUAAGCGGUUUUGUUGUUCUUUUUUUUCCCCACUGGCUCAUCUGCCAGAGGACGAACAUGGAAAAGGAGGAAGCUUUUCCCUGGUUUGUGAGGAAACAGAAGUUUUUCAUAUCAGUUGUUAAUGUUUUACUUGAAAUGUGCUUUAUCUGAACUGUACGUGCGUGUGUGUGUGUGCGUGUGCGACAGAGGCGUGUGUACAGCCCGUCUGUUUGAUCCUGGUGUGGAGCCUCUACAGAUGUAUCCAGUCCAACAUCUGUAGAGUGAUGACACGAAUAAUGAAGGAUUCAAGUUGCAUUCAAGUCCAGAUUUCCAUAUCUGUGGCGUCUUCAGAUUCAGUGAUGCUGGAUUUUUCAUCUUGUUUUUUUUUUUUCAGCGCUCGUUCGUUUGAUGCUGAUUGGCAGGUUUCAGGAAUUCUGAAAUAUUUUUUUUGUAGAUUUAGCAUCAGAUGAGUCCACCCUAACUGUGAAACAGCCAAAUAUCAAUGACCAACAUGUGGUUCAUGCUAAUGACAAAUAACAAGUGGACACCAGUGCAGUAAACAUUAGUGUGAUGCUCUGUUACAGCUGCAGGUUGUAGCCAACAACCCAGUAUUGACGCCAAGUUCACCUGCUGUGCAGUAAUAAUGGAGUCCACGUGCAGAUUGUCAUGCUUUGUUCCAGUGGUUGUGUGUUUAAAUUCCUUCAACGAGAGUGGACCCGAAUGAAAGUUGAGGGUUUUGACCGUUUGUCAUUUCUCAACAUGUGUGUGCUUCACCUGAGAAGGCGACACUGACCUAAGUGUGCGCUUUCACGCUCUUUCGUGUAUGCAGUACAUUGUGACGUCCUUCUGUAACAGGCCGUGCUGUCAGAACCUUAACCUGUACUAUGAAUGAAUGUACCUCGGGCCAAUGUAACGUUAAUCACAGCCUACAUGCAUGAGAUCGGCUCAUUUUAAUUUAGCCGCUGUCCAGCCAUACAGACAUUGAUCAUCCCAUGCCUUAAGUUAGCUCCACGUAGGAACGGCUUCUAAGUUCACCUCCAUAACCUGUUUUUAUUCAUCAGUGCAUAUUGUGUUUGGCUCCUGCUCCCAGAGUAAAGGUUUGUAGACUGACUGACUGCUCAUCUGAGUGUUUUGUGAAGAUGUAGAAAUAAAUUUGUUAAACAUUGA
Betta splendens (Siamese fighting fish) is the source of this 8172-nucleotide messenger RNA. RefSeq names its product phosphatidylinositol 4,5-bisphosphate 3-kinase catalytic subunit alpha isoform-like. The coding region runs from base 1424 to 4624 and encodes 1066 amino acids. The record is from RefSeq and is a predicted model, not a curated record. Gene Ontology annotation, cellular component: plasma membrane; cytoplasm; phosphatidylinositol 3-kinase complex, class IB. Gene Ontology annotation, biological process: phosphatidylinositol 3-kinase/protein kinase B signal transduction; phosphatidylinositol-mediated signaling; cell migration. The transcript has 25 exons. Gene Ontology annotation, molecular function: 1-phosphatidylinositol-3-kinase activity; 1-phosphatidylinositol-4-phosphate 3-kinase activity. NCBI's taxonomy places the organism in Eukaryota, Metazoa, Chordata, Actinopteri, Anabantiformes, Osphronemidae.